CUCUGCAUUAAAAUUCACACUUGGGGCCAAGCUACUGCAUCUUGAUCAUACAUCUCACACUAUUCAGUUUUAGUCCUAAGAAUCUACACUCAGCUGCUGAUGCAGAAGGCUCAUAUAAAAACUCAAUAUAACAUGGAUAAAUAAAUGUCAUAUAGGAUUAGGAUAAGAUAAUAAUGGAUUUAGGAUUUAAAUUUGUUAUUUGUUGCAGUUUAGUUCUCAUUGGAGUUGUUUCCCAGGCUCCAGAAGGUACUCCAAGACCAGAGUGUAGUAAUUCUUGUGAAAGUUCAGAAUUGCAGUGCAGUGACUGUAGAUGUAUUAGCAACAACAUCACUUGUGAAAUUGCAGCUUGUGUUGUUGAUGGUUUUAAGUGUAAGAAUGAUCAAUGUGUCCAACAAAGUUGGGUCUGUGAUGGGGCAGAUGAUUGUGGAGAUAACUCAGAUGAAGAGGGUUGCACCGAUUAUGCUUGUAACCCCCAAGAAUGGGCCUGCCCUAACAAUGGCAAGUGUAUCCCUAUCUCUGAUGUUUGUAACCAUGUCCAUGACUGUGAUGGUGGUGUAGAUGAAGGGCCAACUUGUGGUAACUCACAGUGUGGUAGUCUGUCCUGUGACCACAGUUGUCGUCCUACUCCAACUGGGGGAUUGUGCUACUGUAGACCUGGCUGGACUAUCUCUUCUGCUGAUAACAGGACAUGUAUAGAUUAUAAUGAGUGUACUAUAUGGGGUGUUUGUGAUCAAUGGUGUACAAACAUGGCUAACACAUUCAACUGCUCAUGUGUAGAUGGCUACACCAAUGAUCCAGGGACAGGAACUUGUAGGGCAGAUGACAGAGAUACUGCCAAAGUAUAUUUUGCUCAAAAAGAGAAGAUUCAGCAGAUAGGUCUAACUGGUGGAAUACCCACACAAGUUGUCUCAGCCACUAGUGUAGUGAGCUUUGACUUACAUAUUCAAAAACAGAAGGUAGUUUGGUUGGAUGAUUCAACUAAAAAGAUCUAUACAGCCAGCAGUGCUAAUGGUCAGGAUAAAAGGGAAAUUUCCCCUCAAAGCCUUACAGCGCCACGUACAAUUGCCGUUGACUGGAUCACUGAUAACAUCUAUUUCAUCGACAAAACAGGACGUCGUAUAAAUUUAAUAACCUGGGAUGGCACCCAUCAGAGAAACAUCAUUACAGACAACUUAGGCAUUCCAGGAGGUUUGGCACUUGAUCCAACAACUGGAUACAUGUUUUUAACAUGUGGGGAGUCAACAGGCAAUGCAUGGAACAAACCAAGAAUUGAGAGAGCAUUAAUGGAUGGAAGUAUAAGGCAUACCAUUGUCUCAAAGAAGAUACUAGAGCCAGUAAGCUUGUCAAUUGACUUUGUGAACCUACGGAUCUACUGGGCAGAUGCUAGGCAUGAUAUGAUAGAAACUGUUGACUACUUUGGUCAGAACAGGCGAACAGUGAUCUCUGGCAGUCUGAAUAUCCCACAUUCCUAUGACAUGUCGAUGUUUGAGAACAUGGUAUUUUGGGCAGAUUGGACCAAAAUGGGCAUAAUGACUUCUACCAAGUACAACAAUGAGAGCACAGUCAGCCAGAUAUUUAUGGAUACUACAAGUAAACCUAUGGGGGUGAAAGUCUUCCAUCCCGCUAGACAGCCACAAGUGCGUAACCCAUGCUCUAAUGCGACAUGUUCCCACAUGUGUGUGCUGACCCACAUUAGCUCCAACAAUGGUCUGGGCUACCGAUGUAUGUGUGAUACAGGAUUUGAACUCAAUGAUGAUCAGAAAACCUGUAAAAGAAUUGAAAAGUUCAUCAUAUUCUCCUCUAAGACUAGUAUCAGGGGUAUCCCUCUGGGUGACCCACUUGGAUAUACUAUUGAUGCCAUGACACCUGUCUUAGGAGAUAGAUCAAACUUUGUUGGUUUGGACUUUGAUGCUCACGAAAAGUACAUCUAUUUCACUGACACCCGAAAGGACUUGAUUUGGCGCAUCCAUCCAGAUGGAACAGGUAAAGAGGCAGUAGUUGUGAAUGGUGCUCACAGUUCAGAGGGUGUUGCCAUAGAUUGGAUUUCUAAGAUCCUGUACUACACAGACAAUGUCAAGGACACUAUCACAUGUGUCAGACUCAAGAGUACAGGCUUCCUGGAGAAACGUGUCAUUUUAUCUCAACUGGGGAAUCCCAGGGCCAUAGUUGCACAUGUAACUAAAGGAUGGAUAUUCUGGACUGAGUGGCUGAGAACAAGACAGACAAGGGCUAAGAUCGGGCGUGCUCUUGGUGAUGGUACGAAUGUGACAUAUAUUCGCCAGCACCAGCUUGGAUGGCCUAAUGGCCUUAGUAUUGAUCAUGAGAACAACAGACUCUUCUGGACCGAUGCUAUGUUUGACAGGAUUCAACAUUGUAACUUUGAUGGUAGCGAUGUGCAGACUUUAACAAGGCAUACAUUUGGAAUUGCACAUCCAUUUGGAAUUGCUGUCUACAAAGGAUAUAUCUACUUUACUGACUGGCGAAUGGAAGCCCUUUCAAGGAUACAGAUGACAGACACAUCAAAACAAGUCCUGAUGAGAAAAGGCAUAAAACAGAUGUACAAUGCCAAGAUCUAUGAUAUAAAUGAGCAAAUAUUCAAUAAUUCACAUCCAUGUGCACUAAACAAUGGACACUGCAGUCAUUUUUGUUUCCCAGUCGCAGUUGGGUCAUCUUUGAGUCAGUAUACUCUAACACGGCGUCAUUGUGGAUGCCCUUACGGGAUGAAGAUAGACACAAGUGACCAGCGCACUUGUAUAGCAAAUCCUGAUGAGCAACCUCAACCUGCGUGUGCUAGAUACUACUUUACAUGCGAUAAUCAGCAGUGUAUAAGUCGACGCUACAAAUGCGAUGGAGACACUGAUUGUUUAGACGGAUCUGAUGAACGAAAUUGUACUUUAGCAAGCUGUAGAUCAAACCAAUGGAGAUGCAACUCUGGGCAAUGUAUCUCAAGAUAUUUAAAAUGUGACAAACGUAACAAUUGUCGGGAUGGCUCUGAUGAGCUAAACUGCCCCCCCAGAAACUGCAGCAGAUGGCAGCAUACGUGCGCUAAUGGCAAUUGUGUGACCCGUGGCGCCCUCUGUGAUACGGUGAAUGAUUGUGGAGAUGGCUCUGAUGAAGGAGAACAUUGCUCUGACACUACUUGUGACCCUACACUGCAGUUCCAAUGUGGCAAUGGGCUUUGCAUUCCCCUCCAAUGGCAAUGUGAUGGCAAUCCCGACUGUUAUGAUGCCUCAGAUGAGGCUAACUGUCCUCCUAAAAACUGCUCAUCCUACUACCUCUUUGCCUGCAAAUCACAGCAGCAAUGUGUUGCUAAAACACGAGUAUGUGAUUCAGUAUUUGAUUGUGAAGACUACAGUGACGAAGCUAACUGUUCCACACCUGCUCCUGGUGGAUGCAGACCAGAUGAGUUCCAAUGUACCACUGUGCAGGGAUGUAUCCGCCAAAGUUGGAAAUGUGAUGGCCAUGAGGAUUGCGAAGAUGGCUCGGAUGAACCUGAUACAUGUCGUCAAAGAACAUGUUCAAGCAACUUUUUCCAGUGUGGGAAUGGACGUUGCAUUUGGAAACGUUAUAUGUGUGAUGGAGAUGAUGAUUGUGGGGAUGGAACUGAUGAAGAUCAAGCUUUGACAUGUCCUCCUCCACCAUUCAGGUGUAGCUGGUCUCAGUGGAAAUGUCCAGGAGACUAUAGAGUCUGUAUCAAUAGGACCCAGGUCUGUGAUGGGAACCCUGACUGCCCUGAAGGACUGGAUGAGAGUCCUGUGUGCAAUGAGCAAUCCUGCUAUACCUCUAACCGUGGUGGGUGCAACCAGAUCUGCCGCAACACACCAUUUGGUGCUACAUGUUUUUGUAGGCGGGGCUACAUCCUUAAUGACACAACAACUUGUAUAGAUCAGAAUGAGUGUGCUGAGUUCAAGUGUAGCCAGACCUGCUUUAAUACCAAAGGUUCUUUCUAUUGUGGCUGUGACGAGGGUUACAGCUUAAUGCCCGAUAGGACAACAUGUAAAGCUGCAAAUGGCACUGCUUUCAUUCUUGCCGCAUCAUUCCGUGGAGUGAUACGUAGCAAUACAGCACUAAAUCGCUUCAGUUCAACACCUAUACGAGGGUUUAUACAUUCAAUGACAUACGAUAAUGUGGAAGACAAAGUCUACUACACAAAAUAUGUUAGAUCAACCAGCAUGAGGCAGAUGCAGAUCUUUAGCGCAUUGUCCAAUGGAACAAACCCUCAGAUGAUCAUUGAGCAUGGUGUUUUUGCCAAUGCCCUGGCAGUGGAUUGGAUAGGACGCAACUUGUAUUGGCUUGACUCACUUGGAGACACUAUCAAUGUUGCUACCCUAGAUGGAACCUACCGCACCAUGCUGUUCAAAGAAAAUGCUACCAGGAUCAGGGGCCUUGCUCUUGACCCAAGAGAAGAUGCGCGUCUGAUGUUCUGGGGUGACUAUGGGCAGAAUCCAGCCAUAAUGGCCGCUGGCAUGGAUGGAAGCAACAGACGCAUUGUAACCACUGAAAAGGUUUAUUACCCAGUUUCCGUGACAAUUGACCUUCCUACAAGAAGAGUCUAUUUUAUGGAUUACCACUCGGAAGAAAUUGCAUUCGUGAAUUAUGAUGGAACUGGACGUCAUCAAGUAAUCGAGAGUGAUUUGUUUCUGAGAGAUCCUAGAGGGGGCAUCACUAUCUUCGAGGACUUUGUUUAUUGGGCUAACAAAGAGAAGGGCAGAAAGAGCAGUUUAAGACGGUGCAAUAAAUACACCUGUGAAGCUCAGAAUAUUAUGAGCGCUAACACUGACUAUCCUUCAGCUAUGUUUAUGGUACAUCCUGCCCUCCAACCCAGUGCUGUCAAUCCAUGUGAAGACAAUGGAUGCAGUCACUUGUGUCUCCUGUCACCUGUUAGCACUAGUGGCUACACCUGUGCCUGCCCAAUGGCCAUGAAACUCGACUCUGAUCAACUCAGCUGUGUCCAAGAUCAUACCGAGUUCUUACUCUAUGGAAAAAAUAACAUGUAUGUCCGUGGCAUCACAUACUCUGAUGAUCCCAACUCCAUGGAGACUAUAGUGCCAAUCUUAGCAAGCUACAGAAUGAAGAUCAGUGACUUUGACUAUGAUAGCAGGGAUGGGUGGAUCUAUUGGACAGUAAACAGAGGAAAUAGGGGUGUAACAUACAGGCAAAGAAUGGAUGGACAGAACAGGACCACAUUUUUACCAAGUGCAUUUAUUGGAGCACCUCAUGCCAUAGCCAUAGAUUGGGUAUCUAGAAACCUCUAUUGGAGUAAUGUCCAAGCUAAUUUCAUUGGUGUAAUCAAGCUUGAUGGUGAGAACAAUUAUCGCAAGGUGUUGCUGAGCAACCAGGGUAAUGAGACUGAUGUUGGGCAGGCCAUCUCCAUGUGUGUAGAUCCAGGUCAAGGGAAGUUAUAUUGGUUGGACGCAGGAGGUGUAGGUGUCCCAAAGAAAGUGGCCAAGAUGAAUCUUGAUGGCAGUGAGGCUGCCAUAAUUAUAAAGACUGAUGUGAUUUCAUUGAAGUACAUUACAAUUGAUACUGCAAGCCAAACUCUGUUCUGGAGUGAUGCAUCCAAACAAACGAUUGAGAAAUAUUCCAUCACGACUGGGGCCAGGACAAGUUUUAUCACUGCUAACCUGCAUAACCCAAUGGGGGUUGCCGUGCAUGGCUCCAAGUUCUACUACUCAGACAGGUCCUAUGAGACUAUCACAGAAGUAGACUUGGCUGAUGGUGGGAAUGCAAAGAUAUUAAGGACAAAUCUCAAUAGACUGGACGUAUUGAAGGCUUACAGUGAGAGGCAUAAUGAUGGAGUGACUAACGCUUGUUCCAGUAACAAUGGCGGAUGUCCCCAACUCUGCCUGCCAACAGGCCGUGGCACCAAAGUAUGUGCCUGCUCAACUGGAUCUACUUUAGAUACGGAUGGCAUCUCUUGUAAAGCAUAUGAGUCUUUCCUUGUUGUCUCAACCUAUGAGGCUGUCAGAGGACUGAGCUUCACAGGGGAACAUGACGAUGCUAUGGUACCUGUAGGAGGGUCAAAGCGGUACGCUGAACACAUUGACGUUUACAUGUCAGGGGGUUUUGUGUAUUGGACUGACUACCGCUCAAUGAGCACAAGGGCAAACAUAACGAACAUUGGUAGGGUCAAACCAGAUGGCACUGAAUAUAGCGACUUAAUGGACAGAGGAAUUGGAUUAAGUGGGGUACAUGGCCUGGCAGUAGACUGGAUUAAUGGUAACCUGUACUUCACAAAUGGCUACAGGUUCACUGGUUAUAUUGAGGUAUGUAAGCUAGAUGGUUCCAUGAGGUUGGCUCUUCUUAAGAACUCUCAGACUGACACUGAUGGACUGUCUCUACCAAAGGCUAUUGCUGUCAACCCAUUUAAAAACUAUCUUUACUGGACAGACACUGGGCAGCACCCCAAGAUUGAGCGAUCAAGGUUAGAUGGAUCGAAUAGAACAGUUCUUGUCUCAGCAGGCAUAGUUCGUCCAUGGGCCCUUACAAUAGAUUACACAACUCACAAUGUUUACUGGACUGACAAUAGGAUAGAUGCAAUACAGAGAAUGUCUUUCUCAGGAGGGAAUAGGGAGUACAUACGAACCAACUUGCCUAACCCAGUAGGCAUUGCAAUAUUUGGCAAUGAUCUAUAUUGGAAUGACAGGAACCUGAAGACCAUAUUCAAAGCUUCAAAGGAGCCAACUGUUACAACUGCUGUAGAGUUCAAGACCAACAUAAAUAUGAUGUUUGGCCUUGCUGUUUACGAUCAGUCUGUUCAACCAGCUGGUACAAGUGCAUGUACAACCAAUAAUGGAGGUUGUGAACAGCUUUGUUUCCCAAAUCCUGACAACCAAGGGGUCUCCUGUAAAUGUGCCUUUGGAAAGCUGGCUCAGGAUGGGCAAACAUGCGAAGAGGUAAAUGAGUAUUUGAUAUAUGCUGUGGAAACUGAGAUUCGAAGCCUCCAUUUGGAUCCCGAUGACCACGGAGAGCCUUUUGCACCUAUCACUGAUCUAGGCAAAGCUGUUGGAAUUGAUUUCGAUUACUCAGACAGAUAUCUCUACUUUAGUCAAGUGAGAGCGGAUAAGUUGAGUCGCUAUAGUCUCGACUCGAAGGAUGUUUAUGAUUUACUCGUUAAAGAAAAUCGAACACAGGAUGGCAACACAUAUAAUAUUGUGUCACCAGAUGGCAUUGCAUUUGAUUGGAUUGGACGGAAACUGUAUUGGGCUGAUUCGCAUCUGCAUGGAAUAUAUUCUAUGAAUGUAGAUAAGAGUCACCUUGUGACACUUGUCAGAGUUGAUAAACCACGUGCUAUUGUACUGGAUCCAUGUAAAGGUGAGAUGUAUUGGACGGACUGGGGGAGGUCACCUAAGAUAGAAAAAGCCACUAUGGCAGGACGCAACAAACAAACACUUAUAAGCUCUGGACUAAGAUGGCCUAAUGGUCUCACCAUAGACUUUGGAGAGGCCAAGUUAUACUGGUGUGAUGCUGCCUUAGAUAAGAUAGAAAGAUCUGACUUGACCGGAAAUUAUCGGGAGACUAUAGUGGAGACAACUGUUCAUCCAUUUGCCAUGACUGUAUAUGGUCACUUCAUUUACUGGACUGACUGGAGCACACGCUCUGUAUACCGUGCAAUGAAACACACAGGAGGUGACCAGACCCGGUUGAUAUCAGGACUACGUGGUCGUCCAAUGGACAUCCAUGUUUAUGCUGCAGACCGCCAACAACAAUGCCCAGACCCCUGCACCAACAACAAUGGUGGCUGCAGUCAUGGCUGCCAUCCCUCAAGUAAUAAUCAAGCUGAAUGCACGUGCCCUGAUGGGUCAGGAUUGAAGAUUGGAAAUGGUGGAAAGAUGUGUAUUCAAGCUAAUAACAACUGCAGCAGUAACCAGUUUGUGUGCCUCAAUGGGAAAUGUCUCCCUGAUAGCUGGAAAUGUGAUACAGAUGAUGAUUGUGGAGACGGAACUGAUGAGGACCCAAAGUUGUGUGCAGAUCAUACUUGUAGACCUACUGAUUAUGUCUGUGCCAAUUCACGAUGCAUCUCAACAGCCUGGGUUUGUGAUCACGACAAUGAUUGUAGAGAUAACUCGGAUGAGACACAAUGUACUUACCCAGCAUGUGCAACAGGCGAGUUCACUUGUAGGAAUUUCCGUUGUAUCGAUGCGGCUCAGCGUUGUGAUGGACGUGACAACUGUCGCGAUGGACAUUUCUCCGAUGAAGUUGGAUGCCCAACUGAUUUAACGUGCCCUCCUUUGAAAGUGAAAUGCCCAAAUAGUAAUCUGUGUAUUUUCCGUCGCUGGCUUUGUGAUGGGGAUGAUGACUGCAAAGACAACUCUGAUGAAAGUCCCACAUUCUGUAGUCGACAUGACUGUACGAGUGAUGACUUUAGGUGCACCAAUCACAAGUGCAUCCCAUCCUCUAUGCAUUGUGACGGCGAUGACGACUGUGGAGAUGGUUCAGAUGAAAUACAAGCUGAGUGCAGUCAUCCAAAUAGGACAUGUUUUGGGAAUCAGUUCACAUGUUCGAAUGGACGUUGUCUGUAUGACCGCUAUGUUUGUGAUGGUGAAGAUGACUGUGGAGAUGGAAGUGACGAACAUUCAACACUUCAUUGCUCUGAGCGUGGUUGUCCUCCUGAUCACUUCAAGUGUGAGGCGGAUCGUGCUGCAGGAGGUUAUGGCUGUAUUCCCAACUACUAUGUCUGUGAUGGAGUGGCCCAUUGUGUGGAUCAAGCUGAUGAAAUGCAGAGUUGCCCACCUAGAAACUGUAGAUCUGAUCAAAUCAAAUGCAACAACACUGGCAUGUGUAUUACCAACAGGUUUUUUUGUGACCAUGAUGAUGAUUGUGGUGACAAUUCUGAUGAGCCUGACACGUGUGUCUAUCCCACAUGCAACCCUGCUACACACUUCACCUGUGAUAAUGGCAAAUGCAUCCUCAAAGACUACCAUUGUGAUGCUGACAAUGACUGUGGUGAUAACAGUGAUGAAAAGGAAGAUGUCUGUUUGACCCCUGCCCCCACAUGUGCAGGGGGUAAGUACUACUGUCAGAAUGGCAACUGCAUUGAGUAUCAGUUUGUGUGUAACCGUAAUGAUGAUUGUGGAGACAACUCCGACGAACAACACUGUGGCGUGGAUGAGUGUCAAGAUGUCAGGUCCAAUCAGUGUGCCCAUAAGUGCAUCAACACUAUCACAAGCUACCAUUGUGCCUGUAAUGAAAGCUACACAUUGAUGACUGAUCGCAAGGCUUGUAGAGAUAUUGAUGAGUGUACAGAGGUGAAGGACACAUGCACGCAGUUCUGUGAAAACAGUCCUGGAUCAUUUAUGUGCAAGUGCCAAGAUGGAUACUUCAAGGAACCUGAUGGAAAAACAUGCAGACACAAUGAUAAUAUUGAUCCCUACCUCAUAUUCACAAACCGUUACUACAUCCGGAAAAUCUCCACAGAUGGUAAAUACUACACAUUGCUCUAUCAGGGUCUCUCCAACGUUGUUGCACUAGAUUAUGACUAUAAUGGGCAGAUGAUGUACUACACAGAUGUUGUGGCUAAACGGAUACAGAGAAUGUUUCUUAAUGGUACAGGGGUUGAGACUAUUGUGAAACAUAAUGUCCCUGGCGGGGAAGGAUUAGCUGUUGAUUGGAUAGGAAGGAAGCUCUAUUGGUUGGACUAUACAAAUGAACAGAUGUAUGUUAGUGAACUAAACGGCACAAGCAGACGGAUCCUAGUUGAUGUUGAUAUAUCCAACCCAAGGGCAAUUGUCGCAGACCCUCACAAGGGUUACCUCUUUUGGACAGAUUGGGGUUUAGCACCUUAUAUAGGACGAAUCGGCAUGGAUGGAACAAAUCGCUCUAAGAUAAUCACACAAAAGCUAGGCUGGCCCAAUGCUCUCACAAUUGACUUGGUAACCAAUCGUCUGUGGUGGGCAGAUGCGCAUCUUGACUAUAUAGAUUAUUGUGACUAUAAUGGUGAAAACAGGAAGACUGUCAUGUCAGGCAGUGUCGCGCAUAUCUUUGCCAUGACGUUGUUUGAAGAGUGGAUGUAUUGGGUCGAUUGGAAUCACAAGGCUGUUGAGAAAGCAAACAGGUUCACUGGAGAAGAUAAGCAAAUACUAGUGAACAUCACACAUCGGCCUAUGGAUAUUCACGUUGUACAUCCAUUGCUACAAGAGAAUGGCACAAAUCCAUGUGGUAGCGAUAAUGGAGGCUGCAGCCAUCUCUGCGUCAUUGCACCUGGUGGUGCCACCUAUACCUGUCUAUGUCCCGACUACUUCCUCUUAGCGCCAGAUGACAAAACAUGCAUUGCUAAUUGUUCAACAAGCCAGUUCCGUUGUGGUGUCACAGAUGAUCGCUGUAUCUCAUUGCUAUGGAAAUGUGAUGGCCAACCAGACUGUAAAGAUGCCUCGGACGAACCUGAAGAUUGUCCAAUGCGUCAUUGUCCAGUGGGCCACUUCCAGUGUGACAAUCUGAACUGUACAAUGCCAUUCAAGAUCUGUGACCAGACAGAUGACUGUGGGGACAGCUCAGAUGAGAGAGACUGUGAUAGUCGUCAGUGCGAGCCAUGGCAGUUCAGGUGCAGCAAUGGGCGCUGUAUUGCUAAGAGCUGGUCCUGUGAUAAUGAUGAUGAUUGUGGGGAUAAUUCUGAUGAACUUCCACAAAAUGAGGAUUGUCAGACUAAGACAUGCGCUGUUGAUGAGUUUGCAUGUGACAAUGGAAGAUGUCUGCCAAACACAUGGAAAUGCGACUUUGAUGAUGACUGUGGUGAUGGGUCAGAUGAGGAACCAAAACAACAGUGUAGAAACCAGCCUUGCCCAGAGGGUUGGAAUAGAUGUGCCACAAACUAUCGUUGUGUGCCCUCCUGGGCCUAUUGUGAUGGCAACAAUGAUUGUAGGGACAAUUCUGAUGAGGACCCUGCAAACUGUCCUGCAUGUCAUGCAACAGGUGACUUCAAAUGUGCUAAUGGGCGGUGUAUUCCUAAAAGAUGGCAGUGUGAUUUUGAUGAUGACUGUUCAGACAACUCUGAUGAAGAUCCUGCAAUGUGCUUGCCACUCUAUCGGCAAUGCUCUGAGUCUGAAUUCCGCUGCAGUAACCACAAGUGUAUUCCUGGCAGAUGGCGCUGUGAUCAUGAUAAUGAUUGUGGUGACGGCUCAGAUGAGGAAAAUUGUGAAUUUAGAGAAUGUCUCCCUAACCAGUUCCGUUGCCUUAGCGGCCAUUGUAUCCCAGAAGCAUCAAUAUGUGAUGGGGAAAAAGACUGCAAAGAUACAUCUGAUGAAAUGAACUGCACGACCAGAUUCCCUGGAGGUCGCUACUGCCCUGCUAAUCAGUUUGAAUGCGCUAAUACAAUCUGUGUGUCACGAGAUUGGCGUUGUGAUGGAGAUGACGAUUGUGGUGACGGAAGUGAUGAGACCCCAAAGGUUUGUCAACAGAUUGACUGCCCAGAAGAGACAAGGUUUCACUGUAAUAAUUUCAAGUGUAUUCCAAGAUGGAGGCUAUGUGAUAAGGUUGAUAAUUGUGGGGAUGGCUCUGAUGAGGAUAUUCACACACACUGUAUGCCAAGACCUAAAGUUUGCUCACGUACACAGUUCAAAUGUGCCAAUCGCAACUGUAUAGAGGGGGCUAAUGUAUGUGAUAGUAUUGAUGACUGUGGAGACAUGUCUGACGAGAUGGGCUGUCACAAAGAGACUGGUGACUAUGCUGGCUGUGCAGAUAGGAAUGGUGGCUGCCAACACAAUUGUACAACUCUCCUUGCAGGUGGAUACAGUUGCUCUUGCAUGGAAGGAUACAUUAUAAAACAAUCUGACAAGAAAACAUGCCAAGAUAUUGAUGAGUGUUCUGUAUGGGGCAACUUCUGCCCUCAGAAAUGUUACAACCUGAAAGGCACACACAAGUGUCAGUGUGAUGUGGGAUUCAGUGAUGAAACUAACAAAGGAAUAACCUGUGCAGCCCAAGGUAGCUCACCUGUAAUCAUGUUUGCUGUUGGGCCAGAAAUCAGACAAUACAUACCAGAGGCCAAAAACUUUGAGUACUCUGAUGCCGUCAUAGCAGAGCGUCGUAUCCAAGCAAUAGCAAUAGAUCCAUCUCGCCGUAUUGUGUACUGGACCGAUACUUCAUUGAAGACAAUCAAACGUGCUGCAAUUCCUGAUGAUCCCAAGCAUCUUGGGUACCCUCAAGAUCUUGAGCUUAGUGGCUUGGAACAACCUGAUGGAAUAGCUAUAGAUUGGGUGUCCCAUAUCCUGUAUUGGACAGAUGCCAAGAAGGGUACCAUCUAUCUUUCAAAGGAAGAUGGCCGCUAUGUAAAGACAAUUCUGCAGAAGAAACAAUUUAGUCCUGCAUCAAUUGCAGUCAAUCCUGUAUUGGGGUGGAUGUAUUGGACCAAUGUCUACUCAAGGUCCCCUAGUAUUGAAGCAGCCUGGAUGGAUGGCUCCAACCGCACAGUUCUAGUUAACACAAAGCUCUCUAGCCCUACUGGAAUAACAGUGGACUAUGGCAUGAACAACAGAAUAUAUUGGUGUGAUUCUAAAGAGAACCUCAUUGAGUCCAUGAAACCUGAUGGCUCUGAUAGAGUAGUAGUUGUGAAUCAAGGUCUUGGUCACCCAUUCUCCCUGGAUGUGUUUGAACAAAGCCUCUACUGGGUGUCUCGUGAGAAUGGUAAAGUUAUGAAAAUGGAUAAGUUUGGACGUGGCAUCAACUCCACAGUUCAAGCAGGCCUUAUGCUCCCUAGUGACGUCAAAAUAUUCCACCCAUUGAGAUAUGCUAUGAAUGCAAAGAACCCCUGUGAUAAACUAGACUGCUGGCCGCUAUGUGUAUUAGUGCCAGGUGGCGCUAGAUGUGUAUGUCCGGACCACUCGGAGUUUGUCAAUUCAAACAAGACAAAUUGUGAUAGUCCUACUGAAGGGGGUCCUGGUAGCCCGAGUCAGUGUAAAUGCUACCACAGUGGGCUGUGUAUACCAAGCAGUACAGAUGACAAGAAGUAUGAGUGUCGCUGUAUGCCUGGAUAUCAGGGAGAGUUUUGCGAGACAGCUGUUGGUGCAUCAACUCAACCGCUACUCUCUGCUAGCUCUAAACGAGUGACUGCUAUCUUAGUGCCCCUGCUACUCUUGGUACUUUUAGUAAUAUGUGCAGUGGCCUUAUUCUUCUACUACAAGAGAAGAGGGUUUCCAACCCUCCCCUCACUGCCAUCUCUACCAACGUUGAAAAAGCAAGCAAAGAAAGGGCAGUUCAGGGAAGGAGCUCCUGGGAUGGUUUCCUUCCAAGGGGACAAUGUCUUCAUGUAUGAUACACCUCCACAGGGCACCAAUGGAUUCCCUGGGCCAAUGGAUCCUGCUUACCCUGUAAAGGAGCCAGAGAAUCCAAAUAACUUUAGUAACCCAAUGUAUGACACAUUAGACAGUGGGAUUCAUACCCUACCUGGGAAGCAACCAACAACUCCAGACAGUCCAGCCAUUACUAUUACCCCACCUUUGCUCUCCUCAGUCCCCAUAGAUGACACCCCAGGGACUCAAACUCAGAAAAAAUCGCCAAAGAUUCCUAAACGCAGGAAAGCAGGAACGAAUGGAGUAACAUCUGGGAAACAGUUUAGUCCGAGUAAUAUUGAGACAGAUAGUGAUAUAGCCACACUAGUUGAGGAGGGGGAUGCAACUGAUGUUUAA
Molecule: messenger RNA, 13616 nt
Organism: Owenia fusiformis
Lineage: Eukaryota; Metazoa; Annelida; Polychaeta; Sabellida; Oweniidae
Source: the annotation of a GenBank genome assembly